UCCUCUUGUAGCGCUGUGUGUUGAUAAGGCUCAGCAGGCUACGCUCGUUUGUUGAGCCGCUUAUCGGCGCCGGUGGCCGAGAUGUCGGUCUUAAUGCACGCCUGCACUUUGGUGGUAAAAAUCCUCAUCCUGCCGCUGCAACUGUCAGAGCUACUGGGUUUGUACCGAUUCUACAAGCGCGUGUUUCCGAUGCUCACGUAUUACGUUAGCUUUUCAUACAACCGAAAGAUGGACGAGAAGAAGCGCGAGCUGUUCCGCGAGCUGCUGCGCUUCUCUCCGCGCGAUGGGCCGCUGCGUCUGCUGGAGGUGGGCUGCGGCAGCGGGGCCAACUUCCAGCACUACCCGAGCGGCUGCAAGAUCACCUGCACCGACCCUAACCCUCACUUCAAGGACUACCUGCAGAAAAGCAUGGACAAGAACGACCACCUGGUGUACGAGAACUUCGUAGUGGCACCUGGGGAGGACCUGAGGGUCGUAGAGGACAACUCUAUGGACGUGGUGGUCUGCACGCUCGUUCUGUGCUCGGUUAAAAACACUCCUAAGGUUAUCCAGGAGGCCACAAGAGUCCUGAGACCGGGUGGAGCGUUCUUUUUCUUGGAGCAUGUGGAGGCUGACCCCUCGACCUGGACAUACUUCUUUCAGCAUGUUUUCAAGCCUUUAAUGUACUAUGUUGGUGAUGGCUGUGAGACUACUCGUGCCACCUGGAAGCACCUAGAGGCAGCUGGUUUCUCUGACUUGCAGCUUCGCCACUUCCAGGCACCACUUUUCUUUCUUGUCAGACCACAUAUCUUGGGUUAUGCUGUGAAAUAAUGAUGGCACAGUCGGACCACUAACACAGUGGAUUAACGCAUAUUUUUGUAUCAAAUAUGUUUUACUUCUGUGAGAUGAUUUAGUAACAAAUGAACUUGUAAAGCAAUGCAUUAGUGUCAGAUGUAACAUUUUUUUCACACUGGCCACCUUUUUUUUUACUGGCCUUUUGUAUAUUUUAUGGGUGAAGGCAAAAGAAAAAAUGACACUUUUUUUAUAAACCUGUUAAUUUAUUAAUUGUACAUACACUGCAAUGAUUGUCAAAACAACAAAGAGCUGACUAAUUUUCUUUUUUGGGCAUUUUAAAGAACAAUAUAAAUUUUUAAUUUAUGACCGGAAGGUUGCCGGUUCAAUCCCCAGGGCCGACAGUCCAUAACUGACGUGUCCUUGAGCAAGACACCUAACC
Messenger RNA from Pygocentrus nattereri (red-bellied piranha), 1213 nucleotides. RefSeq names its product methyltransferase-like protein 7A. Gene Ontology annotation, molecular function: S-adenosylmethionine-dependent methyltransferase activity. The coding region runs from base 82 to 810 and encodes 242 amino acids. The transcript is spliced from 3 exons. Lineage: Eukaryota; Metazoa; Chordata; Actinopteri; Characiformes; Serrasalmidae. The record is from RefSeq and is a predicted model, not a curated record.